GGUAUUAAGAAAUAUUCCCCUGUAAUCGAGAGGUUGGGAGGGACAGAGCUGCAAAAGCAGAUCCGAGACAUAACCCAACUUUGACUUCCCUUCGACUCUCAUCUCAAGGCUGGAGACAUGAGUUCCCUGCUGCAGUACUGCACGACCCUCUGUGUCAUCCUCGCACUCGGACUCUGCUAUGAUUCACAGGAGAGUCAAGAGUCUUUUGAAGACUUAUUUGUGAGUCCGUCCCGUGCCAAUUCCUUCAUCCCACCCAGAAAUGGAGGAGGCGUCAUCAACAGCCAGCCCAGGGUCAACCCCCCCAGCUACAACACCUUCAACGGCUACAACUUCAACAGGCGGAGAGUGAAGUCUCCCGCUGAGAUCCGCUCGGAGAUCUGUGAGGACUACAUCCCGUGCCGUAUCCACGCGCUGCGCUACGGCUACCAGAACGCCUACCAGACGUACUUCGGCUCCCGGCAGCCGGCGGCCGCAGCCCCUGUAGCCCCCGCCGUACCCGUCAACCCCGUCAUCAACGCCUACCGCAGAUACUGAGCUGCAGCCUUCGCUUUGAGGUCCAUUCAUACCCAACGUUUGGUCAAUUACGUGUAGAGGUGGCCAAAGUAAAAAUAGAAGUAAAAGGCAAA
Engraulis encrasicolus (European anchovy) is the source of this 626-nucleotide messenger RNA. RefSeq names its product matrix Gla protein (gene mgp). Gene Ontology annotation, molecular function: calcium ion binding. Gene Ontology annotation, cellular component: extracellular region. The transcript has 5 exons. NCBI's taxonomy places the organism in Eukaryota, Metazoa, Chordata, Actinopteri, Clupeiformes, Engraulidae. The coding region runs from base 118 to 534 and encodes 138 amino acids. The record is from RefSeq and is a predicted model, not a curated record.